AUAUAAAGACAGACACAUAUAAAGAACACAGGACUUAUUUAGGUUUCAGUGGUUUGGAAGCUUUUUUUCUUUCAUUGAAUUAUCCGACUGUCUCCAGAAUAAUGAAACCCAUUGCGUUCCUUCUCCUGCUCCUCCUGGAGACAAGCUUGGCUUACUCUUACGAGAAUGUGGCCAUGCGUGGAAAGGCGAGUCAGUCGAGCCGUAUUGACAGUGGGUUUUCAGCCGCCUACAAUUCAAUUGAUGGAAACCGUAAUCCUCAUUUCAAAUCUGGAUCCUGUAGCCACACUAUGCAACAGACCAACCCCUGGUGGAGAGUGGACCUGCUGCAUCCCUACAUGGUCACCUCCAUCAUCAUCUCAAACAGAGCAGACUGCUGCAAGGAGAGGCUCAACGGGGCGAAGGUUCACGUCGGCAACUCGUUAGAUGACAACGGUGCUGCAAACCCAGUUGUUGCUACAGUUGAUAGAACUGAUCAAGGAUCAACGAUCACUCUGACUCUCAAUAAACAUGUGGAGGGACGUUACGUCACGGUGGUUCUACCAGGAUCAGGGAAAAUCCUCACACUCUGUGAAGUGGUACAGGAAGUCUACGGGUACCUUGCCCCAACUGGAGAGAACCUGGCAGUCAGAGGAAAAGCCUCCCAGUCGUCAGUGUAUUCGUCUGGCACUCCAGAUAACGCCAUAGAUGGAAAUCCUAGCAGCAACUGGGACCACGGAUCCUGCACCCACACAAAAGACGACGUCCACCCCUGGUGGCGACUGGAUCUGGGAAAAACCCACAAAGUGUUCUCUAUUAAGAUAACCAACCGACAGGAGGCCAGUGAACGACUCAACGGAGCUGAGAUCCGCAUCGGAGAUUCCCUCGCAAAUUACGGCAACGACAACGCCAGGUGUGCUGUGAUCACAAGUGUCCCACCGGGUGGUGUCAGUGAGUUCCGUUGUAACGGGAUGGACGGUCGCUACGUCAACGUGUUCAUCCCCCGAAAAGAGUAUCUGACCCUGUGUGAGGUGGAGGUGUACGGCUCUCCUCUGGAUUAGGGAAGAAGAAGUUAACAAUACAAACCACAAACAAUUAGAAAUCAAUUCUUCACUAAAGCCUGACAGUAACUGUGAAAUUAUUUUUUAUGGCACUACUGGUACUAGAUAUUCAUUUGCAAGGCUGUUGUUGAGUCUUUUCAUUGAAAUCAUCAAUACUGAAAUAAAAUUGAAUCAUUUACACUGCA
Messenger RNA from Gasterosteus aculeatus aculeatus (three-spined stickleback), 1222 nucleotides. RefSeq lists its product as uncharacterized. NCBI's taxonomy places the organism in Eukaryota, Metazoa, Chordata, Actinopteri, Perciformes, Gasterosteidae. The record is from RefSeq and is a predicted model, not a curated record.